This is a messenger RNA of Dictyostelium discoideum AX4, 834 nucleotides long. RefSeq lists its product as hypothetical. Lineage: Eukaryota; Evosea; Eumycetozoa; Dictyosteliales; Dictyosteliaceae. The coding region runs from base 1 to 834 and encodes 277 amino acids. The record is from RefSeq and is a predicted model, not a curated record. The transcript is spliced from 4 exons.
AUGGUUGAACUUUUGGGUUUUUUCAGAUGCAAUCGAAAUAAAUCAUUCGCAGACGAAACCAAUAUAUUUAUAAUUCCAUUUUUAACAGGAACCAAUCCAGGACCAACUGAUAUUGAAUUAUUGAAAUGGGAUUUUGAAAACAUCAGUAUCAACAUAUUGUCUCUUCAAUCUUCAAAAAAUAAGAAAUUUGAAUAUAAUUGGAAUACAUUGGAAUGCUUGCUAUACCAUAUCGUUUGCGGUGUUGAAGUUAGUUGGGAAAUAGUAAUUUCUGGUAAUAUAAUUAAAGAGAUUUCAAAAUCGGGACAUAUUUAUCUUGUCCAAAAUUCAAAUUCAGGUUUUUUCAAUAUUAUAAUUCCUACUGUUGAUUUGAAUUUAAUAGCAACAAGGUUACCAAUGGAUUAUUUAUCCACUAUUACACGAUAUCCACCUGACAAUAAAUUUGUAAGAUUUUCAUUCGAAUAUAUAACAUCAAUAAUAAUAAUUUUAAAAAAUGAUUUAUUACAAAAAUACAAAUCAAUAAUUGUAAAUCUUAAAGAUAUUUUUGGAGAUAUUAUUGAUGAUAAUGAUAUAAUGAUUAAAUUUAAACAAUUAUAUUUAGUUAAGGAUAGUUCAAAUUUGUUUUAUGGGUAUGCUAGAAAAACCAUUGCAAUCGAAGAGCCAGGUUAUAUUUCUUUAUUGUGCGAUGAUUGCACCAUUUUCGAAAUUAGAUUAAAUUUUAAACUUGAAAGCUCAAGUGAUAAUUCAAAAACUAAUUUAAUGGUAGUUAUCAAAACAUAUUAUACCAAUAGUGAUUUAAAAACUCCAUCUCUCAAUAGUAUAUCAAUGCAAUUAUAA